AUGCAACCGAGCAUGGCCAACCUAACCAUGCACCUCAAAGCUCAGUUUUAUCGCAUUCUUGUUCUGCCCCCCAUACUUGCACUCAUAGAGAAGGAAGCUACAGGACGUACAACGGACUCGGGAUCCUCAGCAACAACGGAUGCAGCAGCCGCAGCACCGGCCGCACCAGCAGCAGAAGGACCAGAAGCAACACCAAGAGGCACAUCCGGCGAAUCGAGCACAUCCAGCCCCGCGGGGCCAGGCAGUCCGACGACUUCACAAGGUACUCCUGGUGAACCAAAUGGACAAGGUGCAGCCGGCAAAGACGGUAAACACGAGGGUGGCGGUGGCGGCAACGAUGACCCCCCUCCUCUCAAUCCACCCAAACCAAAACCGAAUCCGAACCCCGAUCAAUCGGGUAGUAGUGGCAGUUUCAGUGACGCUGAUGUGGCGGAUGGAGUUUCUGGGGGGGAAGGAACGGGAGGUGGGGCUGGAGCAGGUUCCUCUGGACCUGGGUCUACUGGUCACCAAAACCCAGGUUCCUCUGAUCCCGAUUCUACGGAUCAUGGUACUGAUAAUACAAGAGGUGACGGAGGUAGCUGGGGACUGAACCUGGAACUACCAAAACCAAACGGUAACUUCGGAGGAUCCUAUGGAACAGGUCCCACACCCGAUCCACAUGAUACAAGCUCCAGUACACCUAAGGAAGGCGGCCCUCUUGCCCCCGACCUAACCGACACCGUCCUUACGGCCACUACUCCCGUACUCUUCUUCCUGUCCGCCGUCAUCGUCGCCCUCCUUGGUUAUUCCGUUUGGCAGUACUUUGCGUACCUCGGACAAAAACGACGACGAACAUAUCGAACCGUUCGUGACGUGCCGUCACCGCCACUCGACGAAGACAUUCUAGACCAUCUACAACGCGGCGAGCCGCCACCCGAUUACGGGUACACGAUGGUUACGCCACGACGCCGCGAUAAAUUUGCCGCCCGCCGACGACGCCCACCACGCGUGAAUCGCCGCACGAUUAUCGAGCUACACUUAGAAGUGCUCCACGAAUGUGAAGCACCCGAAUGGGAAAACGUCAAACACGACUAUUUGCACAUACUCGUUGAACAGUUUAUGCGGGGCCACAACGGACAUAGUAGUUUCCCGAAUGCUCCUAGCACAAACCAGGCUUUAUCACGGAACAAUGUUGCAUCCACCCUGGAUCCACCCACUGACAUCGACGGCAUAGAUCCAUGUCCACCACAUGACCCCGAUCCAUGGCGUUGUAUGGACAACAUACAGUUAGCAGCGGACCCUUCUGCUUCUAACGAAGAUGACCGAUGGAAGUGUAUGCAAUCCAUACAGUUAGAUGCAGAACAGAGUCGUGCUCAUUCCAACCCCGGGGAUGCGACGUUGGACUGCAUCCAUUGGAUUAACUGGAUUGACCGCAACAAGCACCUAUUGCAGGAGUGCACGACGCAGCCGUGGUUUUUGCAAUUAAAAGCGGAUUGGAAACAAUACUAUCAACAACAUGCGACACACGACGUAUCUGGCCACAGUGAACACUGUGAGCACGGUCAUAUCCCGUCCGCAGACAUGACGAAACUGCGGUUGUGGAAAGAAUGGGUCGCACAGCAACAUCGGCAACUCCGUACAUACAGUGAACAGGAGUGGUUUAAGCAUUUGUUGAAUAAUGUACAGGAGGAGACACUACCGCAACAAGGCGACGUACCACGAGUAGAAACAGACUUAGAAGUGGAACAUGUAAUGACAGCAGAAGACUUGCUACGAGUGAGAGAUACACCGCGCUCGCAACUGCAUCCGCUACUGUACCUCCACAAGCCGCUAUGCGCUAAAACAUGGAUACUCAUCCUGGCAUUAGUCAUAGAACAGUGCGAGCUCGAACGCAGUUUGCAGGCUAGGGAGUUAUAUGUGGAUGACCUAUUGGAAAAGCUAUGA
Molecule: messenger RNA, 1923 nt
Organism: Plasmodium fragile
Lineage: Eukaryota; Apicomplexa; Aconoidasida; Haemosporida; Plasmodiidae
Product: CD99 antigen
Exons: 2
Coding region: 1-1923 (640 amino acids)
Source: RefSeq, a predicted model, not a curated record